GUAGUACCCUCUCUAAAUUACAUAUAAUAUUACCCUGAAAAAUUAGACACAGUUUCUACUUUCUAUACCUAAAACUUGAAUUCCGAAUCACCAUCACCAUCCCAACAAGGCCCCAACAAUUUGGAUAUUAAAUUCCCAAAUCCCUUCAUAAACAAUUGCUUAAAAAAGAAUCACUUUCAUUCCAUUCCCUAAUAUCUUCGCCAUUGAACCCUCUCACUCUCACUCUUUCUCUUGCGCUACCAAUUUCUCUCAACCCCAUCCAAUCCAUCAUCAUCAUUUGACAAAAUCAAACCACCUUCAUCAUCACCUUCCCUUACCUUUCAAGCUAACCCCAACACAAACAUGGUACACAAAUACAACAACACAACCACAUUAUUACAUUAACAACAACAAAAAAAACAAGAUGAAGAACCGUUAUCCACUCCAACAGAGAAAGCUAUUAAUCGGAUUAGCCAUCAUUGGAUUAAUCGGAGCACUACUAUUCAUCGCCACCGCAAUCACCGCCUCCGACACAUCCUCAUUACACUGUCCAAUCUCAACCGGAAUCCGAGCCAGAUCAAACGACGACAGUAACAACAACCCAACACCGAUCCAGCUCCAAUCAAUACUCCACUACGCCACCUCCCGCGUCGUCCCUCAACAAUCCGUCUCCGAGAUCAAGAUCAGUUUCGAUGUAUUGAAAUCCUACAACCGUCCCUGCAACUUUCUCGUCUUCGGACUCGGCCACGAUUCUCUCAUGUGGGCCUCGUUUAACCCAGGUGGCCACACGCUCUUCCUCGAAGAAGAUCCUCGAUGGGUUCAAACCGUUCUCAAAGACGCUCCGGGCCUCCGGGCUCAUACCGUCCGUUACCGAACGCAGCUCCGUGAAGCCCACAAGCUCAUCAUAUCGUACCGCGCUGAGCCCAUGUGCUCUCCUUCUAAAGCCUUCCUACGUGGCAACAAAGCUUGUAAGCUCGCGCUGGAGAAUCUACCGGAUGAAGUUUACGAGACGGAGUGGGACCUUAUCAUGGUCGACGCGCCUAAAGGGUACUACGCGGAGGCGCCGGGACGUAUGGCCGCCGUGUUCUCCGCUGCUGUUAUGGCGAGGAAUAGAAAGGGAUCUGGUGUGACGCAUGUUUUUCUGCAUGAUGUGGAUCGUAAAGUGGAGAAAGCUUAUGCUGAAGAGUUUCUUUGUAAGAAGAACAUGGUUAAAGGUGCUGGGAGGCUUUGGCACUUCAAGAUACCACCGUCAAACAACACCGAUGAUACUCGUUUCUGUUAAACUAUAAUCACUGUUCAUCAUCAUCUUCUUCUUCUUUUGCUUUGUUAUCAGAGAUAGAAACAAACAGUUACCAUUAUCAUGUGUUACAGAUUUACGUUACAUUUUUUUGUUCAAAGAAAAAAGUUUAUUUUUUUUUAUCAUUACAAUAAUACUAUGUUGUUUUGUAUUAUUACAUGUUGUUGUUACAAAAUUUGGUGAAAAAGGGAAUCACCGACGUAGAGAUGAUUGGAGAUGAUGACAUUGCCACUGCACCUUCCUAUUCCCGACAAGAAUGGUCACAUGGGAAUAAUCUAUUUUACUUUUCUA
Molecule: messenger RNA, 1567 nt
Organism: Vicia villosa (hairy vetch)
Lineage: Eukaryota; Viridiplantae; Streptophyta; Magnoliopsida; Fabales; Fabaceae
Product: arabinogalactan O-methyltransferase 1-like
Exons: 1
Coding region: 404-1261 (285 amino acids)
Biological process (GO): xylan biosynthetic process
Source: RefSeq, a predicted model, not a curated record